Molecule: messenger RNA, 306 nt
Organism: Pocillopora meandrina
Lineage: Eukaryota; Metazoa; Cnidaria; Anthozoa; Scleractinia; Pocilloporidae
Source: the annotation of a GenBank genome assembly
AUGAGUGAUGAACAAAUGUUUUUCUGGGUCGUUCGUAUCGGUAACGAUUUCCAAUUCAGAAAAAUAAAUAUCGGCGAUCACGGUUCAGGUUAUUACUUGACCGCAAACUUCAUUGAAAAGUUAAACAACGAGUUAUGCGGAACAUUGCGAGCCAAAUGCGAGAAUCGUUCACUUGAUGAUGAACCCAGCGAUGACGAACUGGCUAAUGAACGGGCGGGUGAUAAACCUCCUGAGUUUUUCCAGACAGAGUCAUUGCAGAAGGUGUAUGACGUUAUCAUUGGUCCUAUGAUAUGCCGACCUGAUUAA